UAGAUAUGUUAAAUACGACAUUCGUUCCUGGUUUGCAUUAUUGCAUAUAGAGUCAACCAAUCGUAUAAAAACCAACACAAUCAAUCGAGAAUUGACUUUAAUAAAUCCAUAUAUGUACAUAUUGUGAGAGUCGGACUUUUCUAGUAUUCCGACCGAAUUUUGUUGUGUAGUUAAAUUUAUAAAUAUGACGCAUUUUCUUCAUGAUUCCUUUCUUUUAGUACUGUUUAAAGUGAAUUCAUUCAUCAAAGAUGAUCAGUGGAUGGUGUUAAGUUUACAAUAUUACUUAAAUUGUUUUCUAAUAGUAAGUGUACUUAGCGUGAUAAUUUUUUGUUACUGGAUAUUUUUUGUGCCUCUUAACUGGACAAAGCAUUUAGAUAGAAUUCCUGAAUGUCAAAUUUUAAAUACUGAAAAAAACAACAGAAAUAUUAACAAAAAAAUGGCGAUAAACCGACUCAAAAAUAAUCGAUCAGCUAAAACAAAGGAUCUGCCACCUCCCUAUCCCAAUGGAUGGUAUGGAGUUCUGGAAUCUUCUAUGCUUAGUGCCGGAAAAUCAAUGUAUAUUUCAUGUUUGGGACAGCAUUUCGCAGUCUACAGAACACAAGCGCAUAAAGUUUACGUUCUUGAUACUUAUUGCCCGCAUUUGGGAGCUAAUAUGGGUCUUAGCGGUCGAGUUGUUGGGGAUAACAUCGAGUGCCCUUUUCAUAAAUGGAGUUUUAGAGGUAUCGAUGGAAGAUGCACAAAUAUUCCUUACAGUUCGUGUGUUCCUUCAGCUAUUAAAGUAAAGAAAUGGAUAUCCACAGAAGUUAAUGAUCAUAUAUUUAUUUGGUAUAAUGUGGAAGAUUUGGAACAGCCAUGGACUAUUCCAAUUUCUGAUGAACUUCAAACGAAACAAUUUGUUUAUCAAGGUCGCAAUGAAUUUUAUGUAAACUGUCACAUUCAAGAAAUACCAGAGAAUGGUGCUGAUUUGGCUCAUUUUGCAGCAAUACAUAAAAAAAGCUUUAUGUCUAGAUCUAUUGAUGCUAAAGAAAAUUUCUUAACUAAUUUUGCGCGUCAUGAUUGGAAAGCAAGUCACUCUAGCCAGAAUUAUAUAUAAGUUUAUUUAUUUACUAAAUUAAUUGAUAAAAAAAAAACAGUUAUAAUAAAUUGGCCGGUUAUCGGGAAAAAAGUUAUUUAAUAACAUCAAAAGCUGUUUACCAAUUUCUGGCAACCCUUCGUGAUUUGCAGUA
Molecule: messenger RNA, 1226 nt
Organism: Drosophila sulfurigaster albostrigata
Lineage: Eukaryota; Metazoa; Arthropoda; Insecta; Diptera; Drosophilidae
Gene: nvd
Product: cholesterol 7-desaturase nvd
Exons: 4
Coding region: 185-1093 (302 amino acids)
Biological process (GO): cholesterol metabolic process; chlorophyll biosynthetic process
Cellular component (GO): chloroplast
Molecular function (GO): chlorophyllide a oxygenase activity; 2 iron, 2 sulfur cluster binding
Source: RefSeq, a predicted model, not a curated record